Vavraia culicis subsp. floridensis is the source of this 1044-nucleotide messenger RNA. RefSeq lists its product as uncharacterized. Gene Ontology annotation, biological process: vacuolar acidification; vacuolar transport; proton transmembrane transport. The transcript has a single exon. The record is from RefSeq and is a predicted model, not a curated record. Lineage: Eukaryota; Fungi; Microsporidia; Pleistophoridae. Gene Ontology annotation, cellular component: vacuolar proton-transporting V-type ATPase complex; proton-transporting V-type ATPase, V0 domain. Gene Ontology annotation, molecular function: proton-transporting ATPase activity, rotational mechanism. The coding region runs from base 1 to 984 and encodes 327 amino acids.
AUGCAAAACGAAUACAAAGAAAACGACGACCACGGCUACAUCCUCUCGGAGGUGCAUGGCAGAGUGUCGCGCAUCCUCAAAUCGUCGGAAUACAAAGCGUUAUUGCAGAGCGAUAACAUAGACGACGUGAUUGUCAAGCUGCAGGGCACGACGUACAGCAAGUACCUGUCGGACAGCAUGGAGAAGAGCAAGAUGAAUCUGAUAUUAUCGCUGGACAGGGCCUUUAAACACGAGUUCAACGAGAUAUAUCGGAGGAGUGAUGGGUGCUUGAAGGUUUUGCUCACGUUUUUCCUUGAAAGCUACAAGAUAGAGUCGUUUAUAUACAGGAUGUCAAAUCCGGAGGAGCCGGAAGAGGAGCUGGGCUUCUUUGUAGAACUGAAUGCACUCAAGUUCAGCAACGAUAUGCGGGAAGUGAAGAAGUUCGUCAUCGAUGAGACCUUCCUGAGCCGCUACUUCGACAAGAUAAACGUUGAGAACAACAUUGAAAAGAACAACUUCCAGAUAAUCAAGAGAAUGCUCAUGAAAUACCACAUCGAGGAUUUCUACAGCCAAGUGAACGGUGAUAUGGGAUUCAUGAAAAGCGUGCUUGAGGUGAUGGGCAGCAUUCAAAUCAUAGAAAUAGUGCUGAACACCAUGCACACGAAUAUCACGGCCGACAACCGAAAGAAACUUUUCCCGGAUGUGAAUGAUCUUGAUACCCGGUCAAUCCACAGCUUGGCAGAAUGCAACACGAUUGAUGAUCUGAAGGCAAUUAUCGGUAAGACGGCGUACCGAGAGACACUCGUGGCAAAGGAUUUGCUGAACGGACUGCAGUUUUACGUUCUCAAAGUGUAUUACCGGUCGUUUUCGGUCUUUAACGACUUGUCGUGCGUGUACUGCUAUCUCAAAUUGAAGGAACAGGAAAUUAAAAAUAUAUGCUGGGUCGUUGAGUUCUUGGGUGGAGAUGAAAGAGAUGUGAUGGAAAACAUUUAUUGUGUAAGCUGAGACCGGCAUAUAACACGAAUACGUUGCAUUUAGAUGGUGUAAUUAAACGAUGGUACGCUC